Molecule: messenger RNA, 246 nt
Organism: Protopolystoma xenopodis
Lineage: Eukaryota; Metazoa; Platyhelminthes; Monogenea; Polystomatidea; Polystomatidae
Source: the annotation of a GenBank genome assembly
AUGUGUGAAUGUGUGUGUGUGUGUGUUUGUGUGUGGGUGGGUGUGCGAUGUUGGCGGAGCGAGACGAGGAAGAGGAUUGAUGGCGUCGACCACCAACUUGGAGUCCGGUCAUGUGGCACGGUUGAUCUGUUGUCGGCCAGUCGAGGUGGUCCGAUCGGGGAGCCGGUUGGAGGAUGGGAUUGUCGGAAAAAGCGUAACAAUUGCAAAGGCUCCGUCGGGUCGAAGCGAGUUGGCCGGACGACUUGA